GGAAUCUUAUCCAAAUCUUAUCCACGCCGGAGCUUUGCCCCGCGCAUGCCAACGCCCGAGUAUACAACGUCAGUCAAAUUGAGAUGGCCAUGAGAGCACGACAGCGGAUUCGCGCUCCGCGAAGGGGCCUCACAGCGAAUAAAGGCGACGAUUUUGAGACGAAUUGGGCCGACCUCUCGACCUCGUUGAAGAAGAUCCACACCAAAGAUGCCUCCAACCUCUCUUUCGAGCAACUGUAUCGCAACUCCUAUAAUAUCGUCCUGAUGAUGCGCGGGGAGGACCUCUACGAACGAAUCAAGAAAUUGGAACAAGACUGGCUCGACGAUGAGGUCAAGACCCGGGUGACGGCGGCAAUCUCGUCCAGCCUGCUGCUCGCGAAAGAGCUUGCGGAGGUGCAAGAUCAGGCCAAUGAGCGUCGGGAGGCCGGGGAGAGGUUUCUGGCCGCCAUGAGGGAGGCCUUUGAGGACCAUCAGCUGUGCAUGGGUAUGAUCACGGACGUGCUCAUGUAUAUGGAUCGAGUCAUGUCGACCGACCACCGCAAGCCGUCGAUUUACGCGGCAGCCAUGGCACUAUUCCGAGACCAUGUAUUACGGUCGCCGAUCCGAUCGGAUGCCAAGACGACGGUAGUGGAUGUGCUCGAGUCGACCAUCCUUUUCAUGAUCCAGCUCGAACGGUCCGGGCAGAUCAUCGACCGCCCAUUGAUCAGCCAUUGCGUCACCAUGCUGGAAGGACUAUACGAGACAAUCACCGAGGAGGAGUCGUCGAAGCUCUACCUGACCUUAUUCGAGCCGGCGUUCCUGGACGCAAGCAAAAGGUUUUACCAGGCGGAAGGACGACGCUUGCUGGAGACGGGCGAUGCCGCGACAUUCUGUAAGGUUGCCACAGACCGCCUCGCCGAAGAGACGGAGCGGUGCAUGUACACCCUCGCAUCAUCCACCGCGCCGAAGAUCAAGGAGGUUCUGGAUCGAGAACUGAUCAAGAAUAAUAUCGCGGAAGUGGUCAAUCUAGAAGGCACGGGGGUCCGGCAGAUGCUCGACAAUGAUCGCCUGGAUAGCUUGCGGAGUAUCUAUGUGCUGAGCGCACGAGUCGAUCCGAAGAAGUCCCCUCUCACAACGGCGGUCCAGAAGCGCAUCGUGGAAAUGGGCAAGGAGAUCAACGCUGGGGCAGUCGAAUUGGCACAAACACCGGCAGAGCCUAAGAAACCGGCAGACAAGGGCGAAAAAGCAAAGAAGCCGGCCGAGAAGGAGAAACCGGUCAACCAGCAGACGGCUGCCGCUAUCAAAUGGGUGGACGACAUUCUGGGUUUGAAGAAGAAGUUCGAUAACAUCUGGGAGGACUCGUUCCAAUCGGACCAUGUCAUGCAGAGUGCGAUUACUACCAGUUUCUCGGAAUUCAUCAACUCGGAAUCGCGCAGCUCGGAGUACCUGUCUCUGUUCUUCGAUGAGAAUCUGAAGAAGGGCAUCAAGGGGAAAACAGAAACAGAGGUUGAUUCGUUGCUGGACAACGGCAUCACGCUGCUUCGCUAUGUCAAAGACAAAGACAUGUUCGAGGCGUACUACAAGAAACAUCUUUCCCGUCGUCUGCUCAUGAAGCGCUCGGUAAGCAUGGACGCGGAGCGGCAGAUGAUCUCGAAGAUGAAAUUGGAGGUUGGCAAUCAGUUCACACAGCGCUUGGAAGCGAUGUUCAAGGACAUGACGAUCUCGGAGGAUCUGACGGCCAGCUACAAAGAGCACGCCAAGAAGACUGGUGACCCCAACACGAAGCGCAUCGACCUGGACAUCAACGUCCUCACUAGCACUAUGUGGCCCAUGGAGAUCAUGGCCAGUGCCACCCGUGAUAACGUGCAACUGGGCUGCAUCUACCCGAAAGAAGUAGAGAGCGUCAAACAGAGCUUCGAGCAGUAUUACUUGGGCAAACACAGCGGGCGCAAGCUCUCAUGGCAGCCCACCAUGGGCACUGCGGACAUCCGUCUAGAGUUCCCGCGAUCGAACGGCAAGAUUCAAAGACACGAGCUCAACGUUUCCACAUACGCCAUGGUCAUCUUGCUUUUGUUUAACGAUGUGCCCACGGGCGAAUUCUUGACCUACACCGAUAUCAAAGAGCGCACGCGGAUUACCGACCAUGACCUCAUUCGCAACCUGCAAGCACUUGCGGUGGCGCAGAAGACCCGGGUCCUGCGCAAAGAGCCGAUGAGCAGAGAUGUCAAACCCACGGACAAGUUCUUCUUCAACAACGACUUCCAGAGCCCAUUCUUGAAGGUCCGCAUCGGCGUCGUGAGCGGCAGUGCCAACAAGGUCGAGAGUCAGGAUCAGCGGAAGGAGACGGAGAAGAAGAUGAGCGAAGAGCGUGGCGCCAGCAUCGAGGCCGCUAUUGUGCGGAUCAUGAAGCAACGCAAAUCCUUAACCCAUUCCAAACUCAUGACGGAAGUCCUGAGUCAGCUGUCUGCGCGGUUUGUGCCCGAUGUCAACAUGAUCAAGAAGCGCAUCGAGAGCUUGAUUGACCGCGAGUAUUUGGAGCGUGUUGAGGAAGAUCCUCCCACGUACGGAUACGUCGCAUGAUUGGAAUGAUCUUUGAAUGUUGGUUUUUUUUUUCUUCUUGUGGGUUUUAGUUAUCGCCAUCGAAGCGAAUUGAGAGCAGGGAACGAAAUGGGUCUUGAGCUUAGCGUUGAGGGCGCAAAGGCGAACCAUAUAGACUUUUUUCUGUCUUGUUGCAUUUCCACCGGCAGGGGGUUCUGCUUUUGUUUAAUGCAUUUUCUGGGUUUGGUUUGAAGGUUGUAGGCGUGGUGGGAUUGAGCCUGAGCCUGAGCCUGAGCCUGAGCCUGAGCCUGAGCCUGAGCCUGAGCCUGAGCCUUAGGAAUUGUUCAGUCCAAGAAUGGUCAGACAUAU
Messenger RNA from Aspergillus fijiensis CBS 313.89, 2885 nucleotides. Its product is annotated as cullin family protein. Gene Ontology annotation, cellular component: Cul3-RING ubiquitin ligase complex. Gene Ontology annotation, molecular function: ubiquitin protein ligase binding. The record is from RefSeq and is a predicted model, not a curated record. NCBI's taxonomy places the organism in Eukaryota, Fungi, Ascomycota, Eurotiomycetes, Eurotiales, Aspergillaceae. Gene Ontology annotation, biological process: protein ubiquitination; ubiquitin-dependent protein catabolic process. The transcript is spliced from 4 exons. The coding region runs from base 84 to 2558 and encodes 824 amino acids.